Messenger RNA from Peromyscus maniculatus bairdii (prairie deer mouse), 3349 nucleotides. RefSeq names its product netrin 4 (gene Ntn4). Gene Ontology annotation, biological process: cell migration; basement membrane assembly; tissue development. Gene Ontology annotation, cellular component: laminin trimer. NCBI's taxonomy places the organism in Eukaryota, Metazoa, Chordata, Mammalia, Rodentia, Cricetidae. Gene Ontology annotation, molecular function: protein binding. The record is from RefSeq and is a predicted model, not a curated record.
CGCCGCCCGGCGCGGCCCCGGCCCGCGGCUCCGCACCCACGGUGCCCACUGAAGCGAGCCUGGCGCCCCGAGAGGAGGAAGAACCACAGAGCCCCCGCUGCUCCCGAGGACCGCUGCCGCUUCAUCCCACCCGCUCCCGCCGCUGCCCGGCCAUGGGGAGCUGCGCACGGCUGCUGCUGCUCUGGGGCUGCUCGGCGGUGGCCGCAGGACUGAGUGGCGUAGCUGGAGCAAAUUCCCGCUGUGAGAAGGCCUGCAACCCUCGCAUGGGAAACUUGGCUUUGGGACGAAAACUCCGGGCAGACAGCACCUGCGGUCAGAACGCCACUGAACUGUUCUGCUUCUACAGCGAGAACGCCGAUCUCACGUGCCGGCAGCCCAAGUGCGACAAGUGUAACGCAGCUCACUCUCACCUGGCCCACCUGCCCUCUGCCAUGGCAGACUCGUCCUUCAGGUUUCCCCGUACCUGGUGGCAGUCCGCAGAGGAUGUGCACAGAGAAAAGAUCCAGCUAGACCUGGAAGCAGAAUUCUACUUUACUCACCUAAUUAUGGUGUUCAAGUCCCCCAGGCCCGCGGCCAUGGUGCUGGACCGGUCCCAGGACUUUGGCAAGACGUGGAAGCCUUACAAGUACUUUGCAACAAACUGCUCAGCUACUUUCGGUCUGGAGGAUGAUGUUGUGAAGAAGGGAGCUAUUUGCACGUCUAGAUACUCACAUGCUUUUCCAUGCACCGGAGGAGAGGUUAUUUUCAGAGCUCUGUCCCCGCCAUACGACAUAGAAAACCCUUACAGUGCCAAAGUCCAGGAGCAGCUGAAGAUCACCAACCUCCGCGUGCAACUGCUGAAGCGGCAGCCCUGCCCUUGCCAGGGAAACGACUUGAACGCCAAGCCUCAGCAUUUCACGCACUAUGCGGUCUAUGAUUUCAUCGUCAAGGGCAGCUGCUUCUGCAACGGCCAUGCCGACCAGUGUGUACCUGUGGAUGGCUUCAGACCCGUCAAGGCCCCGGGAGCAUUCCAUGUGGUGCACGGGAAGUGUAUGUGUAAACACAACACAGCCGGCAGCCACUGUGAGCAUUGUGCUCCCUCGUACAACGACCGGCCCUGGGAGGCGGCCGACGGCAGAACCGGGGCUCCGAACGAGUGCAGAACCUGCAAGUGCAAUGGGCACGCCGAUACCUGUCACUUCGACAUCGGUGUGUGGGAGGCUUCAGGGAAUCGCAGCGGUGGCGUCUGCAGCAACUGCCAGCACAAUACCGAAGGCCAGAACUGCCAACGCUGUAAGCCGGGUUUCUACCGCGACCUCAGGAGACCCUUCUCUGCCCCAGAUGCUUGUAAAGCAUGUGCCUGCCACCCGGUCGGAUCGGCUACCCUUCCCUUCGGCUCGGUGACCUUCUGUGACCCCAGCAACGGCGACUGCCCCUGCAAGCCUGGGGUGGCCGGGCCACACUGCGACAGGUGCAUGGUAGGCUACUGGGGCUUCGGAGACUACGGCUGCAGACCCUGCGACUGUGCGGGGAGCUGCGACCCGCUCACUGGAGACUGCACCAGCAGCAGUGCUGAUGCAGAUUGGUACCACGAACUCCCUGCCUUGCCCUCUCCACACAAUAAGAGUGAGCCGACCUGGGAUUGGGGGGAUGAGCAAGGAUUCUCUGCACUCCGACACUCAGGUAAAUGUGAAUGUAAGGAACAAGUGUUAGGAAACCCCAAGGCAUUCUGUGGAAUGAAGUAUUCAUAUGUGUUAAAAAUCAAGAUUUUAUCAGCUCAUGAUAAAGGCUCACAUGCUGAGGUCAAUGUGAAGAUAAAAAAAGUCUUACAGUCUACGAAACUGAAGAUCUUAAGAGGCAAGAGGACGCUUUAUCCAGAGUCCUGGACGAACAGAGGCUGCACGUGUCCAAUCCUCAACCCAGGUCUGGAAUACCUUGUAGCUGGACACGAGGACGUGAGAACAGGCAAACUGGUUGUGAAUAUGAAAAGCUUUGUCCAGCACUGGAAACCAGCUCUCGGGAGAAGAGUCAUGCAUAUCUUGAAAAAAGAGUGCCAAUAACUAACGCCGGAGCUGUGAGCACACAACGGCUCUUCUCUGGGUCGAUACACACGUGGAACGAAAAAGACGCCUCGGAACGAACGAAACUGGAAUAUUUUUUAAGUGCCAAAAUGUAGAGGAAAAAAAAAAAUGUUCCAAAUGCCUAGGCCUUGUCUGACCUAUCUGUUCUGGAUCUGUAUUUAAAUACAGUUUUGUUUCAUAAAGAGAACUGAAAGCCCCCGGGCUGAGAGCUGCUGUCUUUGGAACUGGCUCUGAAUGGCAUAGCUAUGGAGAAUAUUUUAAUAGCGAUGUGAUACUUAGCACUCAUCCUUUAAAGGACCGUGUCCCUGACAAGGUCUCUUCCCAGCUUUAGAUAUGUCAUUGACAUUGUAUUUGAUGGUAUUUAAGGAAUUAAAAUGAGAUUUUUAGGGAUACCCCCGCCCCCCAACUCUACCAUCAGGAAAGGUGUUUCUUAAAAAGAGCCUUGUCUUGUGUGCUGUGUGCGGACUUGGGUGCGUGGGGCGUGAAAGGAAUUUCGUGUGUGUGUAUAUAGUAUUUCCUCGUGUAAAGCACUUUACCUACCACUGCGUUGUGAAAGUCUGGAGACGGCUGUCGACAGGAGGAGAAGGGCUGUGUGCAGACCUGCUGACACGGAAGUCUGGCCACUGUAGGCGGAUAGGGGCACCACGGAUAAAGAGAAUCGUGCUGCUCAGCUCAAGCCACUGGGAGAAACGCUGUAGAGAUGCGACAACCUCAAAGGAGAACAUCUGUGUGAAGUCUCUGUUUGGGGUGACAGGGCUAGACCGUUAGGGACUGGCCGUAAUGAAACUUAAAAAGAGAUAGAGAGACUUUAAAACAAGAGAAAGGAACCCUAAAUGGAGAAAUAUAAAGGGGAAGUAGGCAUUCUAUGUCAAAAAGGCUCAUUUAUUUGUGAUGCACUUGUACACACUUGGAAAAUUAUUGUAAACACAGAAUUUGUUCUAUUUUUAUGUUUAGUAUUUAAACAUGAACAUUGGACCAGUUUUCUUCCUUCUUUUAUUAACAGUACAUGGUCAUGACAUUUACGCGUUUCCUAACACAACAUAUGUGAUAGUUCACCAGAUUACUGUUUUUCAUUAUCCUUCAUUUUCUUUAUCCAGACAUAACCACGCUGCAUACAGUGUCUACUGUACUUGAAUUUACAAACCAGGAACCACAGUGCCGAAACCUUAGGUUCAUAUCCGGAGCAUAUUUUUCCCUGAGGUCCUGUGGACUCACAAAAAUAUAUAUAUGUUGCUUUGUGAAUUUGUUUUUAUAUUUCAUGUAUGUAAUAAAGGACUAUGACCUCCUGA